This is a messenger RNA of Mobula hypostoma (lesser devil ray), 2450 nucleotides long. RefSeq names its product monooxygenase, DBH-like 1 (gene moxd1). Gene Ontology annotation, molecular function: copper ion binding; dopamine beta-monooxygenase activity. Gene Ontology annotation, biological process: octopamine biosynthetic process; dopamine catabolic process; norepinephrine biosynthetic process. NCBI's taxonomy places the organism in Eukaryota, Metazoa, Chordata, Chondrichthyes, Myliobatiformes, Myliobatidae. The coding region runs from base 468 to 2333 and encodes 621 amino acids. The transcript is spliced from 12 exons. The record is from RefSeq and is a predicted model, not a curated record. Gene Ontology annotation, cellular component: secretory granule membrane.
UUUGACCGAGUCACAGAGUGGGCAUGCCCACAUCUGCCCGGCAACACAUUGAUUGGCGGUAAGCCCUGCCUUUGCUGACACCGAUUUUCCUUCGCAUGGGACAGGCUUUCAGAGAGAAUCGGACUUGCUGUCAGAUUCCUAUCACGCACGGCCACUGGCUGGGGGCAGGGAACCAGGGGAGCUCUGAUAACUUCCAUCAGCUCGCCCAUCUGUCCGUGGCUGGAAACCCCGCCGAGAAGCGGACGGACUUCGGUCGUGCGUCCUCUUGCCACAGGCGGGACCUUUGGUGCUGCGCUCGCAGAAGCCACACAUGCUCGAGGAGAUUUAGACGCCAGCUGAGAGGGGAGGAAAGGGAUGCUCUUUUUGCUGGGGGGCUAACCGUUGUGAGAACGCGUAUCUCUCUCUCUCUCUCUCUGACUUGAAGGUACAGUACUUCCAGAAGCGCGUUUGAGGGCUGAGCAAGCGGCAUGGUGUCAAGCUGUCUCUGGUGCCUUGUUCUGGUGGCUGCGCUUCUACUGAAGUUGUUUCCUGGCGCGGCUGCAGCCACCGCGGGCACCUGGGCGCGGAGAACCUUCGUCCACCACGCCGUGCUGGACGCUAACGGCAAGUACCACCUCAGGUGGAAAGGCGACAACACCAGCAUCACCUUCGAGGUGGAGGUGGAAACCAGGGGCUACGUUGGAUUUGGGAUCUCCCCGACGGGGUCCAUGGCUCAGUCGGACAUGGUGAUUGGAGGUGUUGCAAAUGGACGCCCGUAUCUUAAGGAUUAUAAUACUUUGAACCUUGAUGGAAAACUGAAUAAAGAUUACCGUCAAGAUUAUCGUCUUGAAUAUGGCAUGGAAAAUAGUACACACACAGUCAUUGCCUUCUCAAGGGAUUUGAAUACUUGUGACUAUCAAGAUAAGAUUAUAACGGAUAACACCGUAAGGGUGAUUUGGGCCUAUCAUCCUAAUGAUGUGGGGCAAGAUGGUCCACAGUAUCACUCAUCAAACCGUGGAAGGAAAAGUCUUCAUCUGUUGAACCCCAAAAUGGAUUCUUCUAUUCCUAGUGACGUACUUAUAUUCAAUAUUAGGCAUCGUAACGUCUUGAUACCUAACAAGGACACAACUUACUGGUGCCAAAUCUUUAAAUUGCCCAAGUUAACCAAAAAGCAUCAUGUAGUAAGGGUUGAACCCAUUAUUCAGAAAGGACAUGAACAUUUGGUACAUCAUAUUCUCCUUUAUCAGUGCCACAGCAGCUUAAAUGAUAGUGCCCUUGACAUUGGGCAUGAAUGCUACCAUUCCAAUAUGCCAGAUGAUUUUUUACGUUGUGAAAGUAUCAUUGUAGCAUGGGCAAUUGGAGGAAAGGGAUUUUCCUUCCCCCCUAAUGUUGGACUUUCACUUGGAACACCAGGCGACCCCACAUAUGUGAUGAUGGAAGUGCAUUAUGAUAACCCGAGCUUUCAGGAAGGAUACGUGGACAGCUCUGGUUUGAAACUGAUCUACACACCUGUGUUGAGGAAGAAUGAUGCUGGAGUUAUUGAAACUGGUGUCUGGGUUAGUCUUUACCAUAUGAUACCACCUGCUAUGUCAAGCUAUCUUUCACAAGGUCACUGCAGCAUAGAAUGCCUACACGAAGCUUUGUCUCAGGAAAAGGCAUCUGGGAUCCAUGUAUUUGCUGUUCUUCUCCAUUCACAUCUUGCAGGACGAGCCCUGAGAAUACGCCAUUUCAGAAAUAGUGUAGAGCAACCUCUCCUUGCAUAUGAUAAUGAGUUCGACUUCAAUUUUCAAGAAUUUCGCUACCUGAAAGAGGAGAGAGUUCUUCUGCCGGGUGACAGCUUGGUGACAGAAUGCCAAUAUAACACAAAAUCCCGCAAGAAUAUGACCUGGGGUGGCCUAAGUACAAGGGAUGAAAUGUGUUUGUCUUACUUGCUCUACUACCCAAAAAUAGAUCUUUCCAGAUGUGAAAGCCUUCCAGAAAUAGCUCCACAGUUGAAGUUUAUUGGCGUGAAAGAAAUUUAUCAACCAGUCAUGACUUGGCCAUUUAUCAUAAAAAGCCCUAAGAAGUACAAAGAUCUUUCCUUCACUGAAGCCAUGAAUAAAUUUAGAUGGUCUGGAAAGAAAGGAAGGGAGUUUAACAACCUUGUGAAUAGAAUUGAGAUGAACGUUCGGUGUGCUAAACACGAUCAAAGGGAAUGGCAGGUAAAUGGCAUACCAAUAUUACCACCAGCAAUAAAGCCUUGGGAGCCAAAAAUGGAGCAACUGUUGCCCUGUCGGACAACGUGUCAAUGCUAUCAUCCACUUCCUAUACUUCUGUCACUCACCUUGUGUGCUGUUCUUACUACAGGAAUGUAAUUCAUUUGUGAAAACUUAAAAUGCAUUGGAUAUUUUCAUAUUUAAAUGCUUUUUAUGCUGAGAAUGAAUUUGCACUAUCACCUUGCAAGAUAAUUCUUUUCAAUAAAGACAUUUAUA